UCGCUCUUGUGGGAGGUGGCGACCGUGAGAGGGGCGAGGCCCGAGGGGCUGGCGGCGCGGCGGCAGCGGCGGCGGCGACGGGGUUGGUGGCGGCGGCAGGGACUUCCCGGCCGGGCUACCGAAUGUCCAGGCAACUAGAAGGCGGAAAAGCUGUUUUCCAAAUUUAGACGGCAAUUUUUGAUGUGAUGCAGGAUGUCAACUGUUCUCAAGCGUGCUAAAGUCCAAUUCUGCUGACCGAGCAUCUGCACAAAUGACCAGGCACUCUUGUCUGGGUCAUCUUUCUGAAGUGUAAAAAGUAAACAGUGGCUCGCAUGUCAAAGGAUGGCACGGUCACGCUCCAGAUCCCCCAGGUGGAAACACAGGUCUUUAUCACCAGUACCUAGAAAUGCUGAACACUACAAGCAAAGAUAUUCUCAUGGGCAUUAUGGCUUUGAAUACAGGAAGGAUCCAAAAAGACCCACCCCUUGGCGAAUGGACAGUGAGAAAUAUGGACAGAGUAAACCAAGGAUUCCUUCUCGUGGAAAUAUACAUUACCGAUCUUAUGAACAUAGAUUCCCUUCCCCAAACAUAAGAAGAACCUCUUCAGAAAAUGUUUAUACUUCUAAGCCUUACCGAGAAUACUUACCAGGAAGAAGGGAUGGUAACAGAAGACCGUACUAUAUGCCCAGAUACUCAGAAGGUGUACCCUACAAGGAGAACCAGAGGGAUUUUUAUCCCCAGAACGUACAAGGAAGGUAUAUUCCUGAUGACCACAGAGUUAGAGGAAGUGGAAAAGGAGGGAAGCCACCCCAGAGGUCAAUAGCAGAUUCUUUUAGGUUCGAAGGAACGUGGCUUGAAGAUGAGUUGAGGCACCAGAGGAUACAAGAUGAAAACCAUUCUCAGUCACUUAGAAGAGGCUCUGAAGACUUUGAGAAAAGGAGCUCUUUUCAGAGGAGGUAUCCUGAGGAUCGUGAUUUCAGAACAUAUGGACACACAUCAGAAAGACCUAAAGACGUGGAAAGGUACGAAAACAGAGAUCCUGUCAGGAACCCACAGUGGAAGUUCAAGCAUUCUCUUCCUUCUUAUCAAGGGAAGAAACAGCAAUGGAACCUUGGACCCCAAACUCAUCGACGUGCUCAGAGGGAACCCCCAGAGACCAGUCUGGCAACCAGGGUAUACUGUGACUAUCGCCACAAACGUCCUAAGACCUUGGGUGGGAACAAGGACUUUUCCGAUGGAAGAAUUCCGAAGUACUCUAAGGAAGAAGAUAGAAAAUACAGUUCUCAAAAAGGCCCCGUAAGUAGACAGUCCAUUUGUCUUGAUGCUGGAAGAGGGAGAGAGACUGAAGGUGGGCAAGUCCAGGUACCUCUGAGAACACCAUCUAAGAAAGACUGCACUGCCUCUACUAACUCACGCAAAAGUGACAUUGGCCUGAGACCCUACAGUGACCAACGGAAGGAGAAAAUAAAGAAAGAUGGGGAUGGCAGAAAAGAGAGCAACUCUUCCAGUAACCAACUCCGUAAAAGUAAAAAGUUUUCCAAUGUGAAACCUUCAUCUGCCAGUCUUAGGAAGAAAUCAUUUACUGUUAAAGUAGAUGUGAAGAAAACAGUAAAUACAUCCAGGGUUGCUUCUAGCUAUUCCACAGAGAGACAGAUGUCACAUGAUUUGGUUGCUGUUGGCAGGAAAAGUGAGAACUUUCAUCCAGUGUUUGAACAUCUUGACUCAACUCAGAAUACUGAAAACAAACCUACAGGAGAAUUUGCUCAGGAAAUCAUAACUAUAAUCCAUCAAGUUAAAGCAAAUUAUUUUUCAUCAGCUGACAUUACUCUACAUGAGCGUUUCUCAAAAAUGCAAGAUACACAUGCUGCAGAUGUAAAUGAAGUUAAAUUGAAUUCAGAUCCAGAAAUUCGCAGGAGACUAGAUAUGUCUUUGGCUGAGCUUCAGAAUAAACAAACAAUGGUAUAUGAAUCAGAACAGACUCUGGUCAAAAUAAUAGACCCAAAUGACCUACGGCAUGACAUUGAAAGAAGGAGAAAAGAGCGGUUACAGAAUGAAGAUGAGCACAUUUUUCACAUAGCUAGUGCUGCAGAGAGGAAUGAUGAGCAUUCCAGUUUUUCAGCGUUGAAGAAUAUUCAUGUUGAUGAAUUCCAAAAACCUACAGGUUUUACAAAAUCAAAUUUUAGAAAAUUUAUUCAGAAAUCACACAUGAAUUUUACCGUGCAGGAAAAAAGCAUCAUUACUCACAAACCCUCUGGAGCUGAGGGAAACCAUCAAAACACCUCAAACUUUAGAAGAUCUUUUAAGACCAACUUUACAGGUGGCAGAUUCCAGCCUCAUUACAAAUCAGGCCUAGUACAGAAGAGCUUAUACAUUCAGGCUAAAUAUCAGCGUUUACGAUUUGCUGGCCCAAGGGGAUUUAUCACUAAUAAAUUCAGAGAAAAAUUACUGAGGAAAAAAAAGGAGUAUACACCCAUUGCCACCGCGGUCUAAUCUGGAAUUGUUACACGUGGAAAAGACCUUACAGGAUGGUAUUCGGGAGCAGCUUUUUAUCCGAAGUUAGAAUUGGCACUCAAGCACUAAUGCAGUAAUUUCCUUGAUAACGUAACUUUAUUUUUCUGUAGCGGAAUGCUGCAGCUUUUUUACACCUAACACUUGCUUUUAAAUUACAGUGUUCAAUGUAAACGUCGUCUCAACUACAGUUUCUUUUGCAAAAAGUCUUACAAGGGCAUUAUUUGUCGUGGUUUUCUCUGAGCAUGGUUUCAUAGAGAACUUAAAUGAGUUACAUCUGGACGUUUAUAUGUUGCAAGUUUUGCUUAUGUAAUAAAAAACAAAACAAAAGUAUGUGAAUUGUAUAGUGUCUGUGCGUGAAAGAACUUGAAACAGUGGCCUUAUGGUAGCAAAUUUUAUACCAGGUUUUCCUUUUUUCUGAUGAUAGUUUGGCUUAUAACUUGUUUUCUUAAGCUUCUGAAGAUCAAGGCCUAUCUAAUUUAUACAUUUCAUAUUACAAUAUAAGAAGGCAAGAGAAAAGGUGCUUCAAAAUUUCCAUCGGGUAGUUAUGAGUGCACUGAAUUUUUAGUAAUUGGUUCAUUCGUUUUUUUCCACAACUAUUUGCUCUUUCCAGUUUCAAAAUGCUAUUGUGGAAAAAAUGUAAAUUUUGUAAUCUCUUUUCCAUCUUAUUUUCCCCUCAGGGCAAGCUUGUGCAUACCAUAUUUUUAAAGGCUUUUUAAAAAUCUGACAGACAAAGUUUCAUAUUUGGAAACUGUACUUUACUACUACUACAGCAUUAUACAUUUUGCAGACGCACAAAGUGUUUAUUUUCAGUUCAGUUGUGUUGAGGAUGUACUAGCAUAAGGUAAAAUUGAUGGGAUUCUAAAUGAUAUUUUAGGUCCCGGUACCUUAUUCCUUUAUGUUUUCUGUGUUCUGCUCAGUGAUACAUACACAUUCCCAGUUAAACUUCUGUGAAAUGCUUAUUUGUAAUGAAAUAAAAAAACUGUUGCUCCUUCUGCUCGAGGAAGUUACUUGCCAGCUUGUGAGGACAUUAUUUUAAUUUCGUAUGAGAAUUAUAGCCCUGAGUAGGACCCCUUGAUAUUUAAAAUAGGUCUACCCUUA
Hyaena hyaena (striped hyena) is the source of this 3588-nucleotide messenger RNA. RefSeq names its product BCLAF1 and THRAP3 family member 3 (gene BCLAF3). Gene Ontology annotation, molecular function: transcription coregulator activity; DNA binding. Gene Ontology annotation, biological process: positive regulation of transcription by RNA polymerase II. The coding region runs from base 322 to 2469 and encodes 715 amino acids. The record is from RefSeq and is a predicted model, not a curated record. The transcript has 13 exons. Gene Ontology annotation, cellular component: mediator complex. NCBI's taxonomy places the organism in Eukaryota, Metazoa, Chordata, Mammalia, Carnivora, Hyaenidae.